Messenger RNA from Mugil cephalus (flathead mullet), 3806 nucleotides. It is a transcript of the gene col13a1, whose product is annotated as collagen, type XIII, alpha 1. Lineage: Eukaryota; Metazoa; Chordata; Actinopteri; Mugiliformes; Mugilidae. The record is from RefSeq and is a predicted model, not a curated record. The transcript has 43 exons. Bases 349 to 2622 code for a protein of 757 amino acids.
GAGGAGCGUCCAGUGUGAGCAAAGGGCCCGCGGCAUUCAGAGCCGUGCAGAGGGAGCUUGACUCGGGUUUCAGAGACGCGUACUGACGACUGACCUGCAGCAAAACGUGUGAUCGCUCAGAGGAGAAGCAGCGAAUGGCACAGACGGAGCGGAGCGCAGAGGAAUAAGAGAAGCACAGACAUCACUGCUUGGUGACUAACUAAAGCAUGUACAACUUUGGUUUAGUGACUCAUCGAGUGCAGGAUCGUAGUUUGAAGAUAGUUUAAAGAAGAAAGAGUCCUCUAUUUUACUUUUGCGCAGCUGAAACAUAGCCCUCCGUGUGGAUAAAACUAAAGUUAGACGUCUGAAAUGGAAGAGGGUCUGCAACGGGGAGUCAUCGGUAAACCAGGAGAGGAGAGGAGGACGUGUGGGGAGCAGCAAGAGCAACCUUCAAAACAGCCACCGUGGAGAAACUGGAAAGAUUUAUCCGGCCUUACGAUAUGCAUUGCCGUGGCCGUGCUGUGUCUCGGAGGUUGCAUUGUGGUUUUUGUGCGGACCUCGGAGUUGCACUCCAGGAUAGUGAGUCUGGAGCAGCAGCGGGACGCGCAGCUCUCUGGGUGGAUGUUGUCUCUGGAGCAGGUGGAGCCCGUUAUCCUGGGUCGACUGGACCAGAUUCUUGAGGAGAAGCUCGCAGCACGCCUCCCAAAGACGCGGGAGCAAAGGGAAGCUCCUCACAGCUGCCUGUGCCCCCCAGGACCUCCAGGUCCUCCUGGACGAGCGGGCUUUCCGGGUGACAAAGGAAGUAUGGGAAUUCCUGGGAGAAUGGGCUUAAAGGGACACGCAGGGGAGAAGGGAGCACCAGGCGAACCAGGCCUGUCCAUCAUUGGACCAAGAGGACCUCCUGGACAACCUGGUACAAGAGGAUUUCCAGGCUUUCCAGGUCCUAUAGGGUUGGAUGGCAAGCCUGGGCAGAAUGGACUGAAGGGAGACAUGGGUCAGCGUGGUCCUAAAGGAUUCCCAGGGGAACCAGGACCCAAAGGGGAGAAGGGUGUAUGUGGCGACUACACACAUCGGGGCCUCUUUGUGCAGGAUCUUCCUCUGAAAACCCUGGCUGCCAUGCGCUCCAGUCAGGCACUGACGUUGAAGAUGUUGCCCAUCACUGUGCGCAACAUGCCCUCAAUAAGCCCUCUAAUCUUAAAACGCCUGAAGCAGGGCGAGCCUGGAGCGCAGGGACCCCCAGGACCUCCAGGACCUCCUGGACUUCCAGGGAGCCCGGGUCUAGAUGGGGCCAGUGGCUCACCGGGUAAGCCUGGGGAGCCGGGCAAGCCAGGGAAAGACCCAAGGCUUUUACCAGGAUUGAAGGGUGAGCCUGGUGUACCAGGACAAAAGGGUGAUCGGGGAGAUGUCGGCCCUCCAGGUCCAGAAGGCCCAAAGGGAGAUGAAGGAAAGAGGGGUAUCCCAGGAGAGAGUGGACAGAAGGGAGAGCCAGGUAUCCCAGGUGCUCCUGGGUUAAAGGGUCAGGCUGGCAUCCCUGGUACCCCUGGCAUCCCUGGCAAGAGGGGCUAUAGGGGGGAGAAGGGAGAGCCAAGCGUAGCAGCCAAGGUAAUGAAAGGAGAGCCAGGUUCACCGGGACUGCCAGGCCUAACGGGACCCAAGGGUGACAAAGGCGACCAAGGCCUCAAGGGUAUGGAAGGCCCAGCUGGACCCACAGGUCCUCCAGGGAUAAAUGGAGAGCCAGGAAAGGCUGAAAUCCAGAACAAUGAAAACGACAUCCGCAACAUACCCCUGAUGGGUCCGCCUGGAUUACCUGGACCUCCAGGCAUCCCUGGAGUGCCUGGUACCAAGGGUGAAGUUGGUCUACCAGGUCCUCCAGGUCUGGAUGGAGAGAAGGGGCCCAGAGGGAAACCAGGAGAGCUCGGUCCAGCAGGUCCAGUUGGUCCUGAGGGGCCUAGAGGACUGGCUGGUGUCAUGGGUUCCCCGGGACCUAAGGGAGACAAGGGAGACAUGGGUCCAUCUGGAUCACCUGGUUUAGAUGGCCCUACGGGUGAAAAGGGGGCUACAGGGUCACCUGGCCCCAUUGGAUUACCUGGCGCAAUGGGUUCUAAAGGUGAACCGGGGGAUGGAGGAAGGUCAGAAAUGGUCUAUGGACCCCCAGGGCCCCCAGGACCUCCCGGACCAGUUGGCCCAGCAGGAUCUCAAGGACCUUCAGGGCCUAAGGGAGAGCCGGGAAUGGGUGUCAGAGGAGAAAAGGGAGCGACAGGUCAGAAGGGAGAUAAGGGAGACAGAGGACAUCUUGGACUCCCUGGGGCUCAUGGGUUAGACGGCAGACCGGGUCCAGUGGGUCUAAUAGGACCAGCUGGUUUGCCAGGGCCGGCUGGACCAAAGGGAGAGAGAGGUGAAAAGGGAGAUGCUGGAUUACUGGGACCAAUUGGGCCACAAGGCAUCCCUGGUUUAGUUGGACCACAAGGACUCAAAGGAAAUCGGGGAGAGAGGGGCAAGAAAGGCAACAGGGGGGCCAAAGGGGAUAAGGGAGACCAAGGAGCACCUGGAUUAGAUGCCCCCUGUCCAUUGGGAGAUGAUGGUUUACCUGUACCAGGGUGUUGGAAUAAAGGUCAACAUCCUUUCCAACUGGCUAAGAAGUAGGGCUACUGGAAACCGUCUCCUGAAGUGACAGAAAGGAAACUUGAAGACAUUUGAAGGAAUCUUUGAGUUUUUGCCCAAACCUGGAGUUGGCAUUUCAACAUUUUUCCAGAAGGCUGGACCUAGGGCCAGUAGUGUUGGAGGCUCCGGUUGCAGUGCACAGUAAGCACAGUAACUACAAUAAGACUGGAAAGCAGAGACCUUGCACCACCCUGCACGCAGUCACCGAAGCCUUUCUGGACACAACAACCUAGUCUAUUUUACUCCUAGUGAAAAUGGGGCAUGGACACUAGCUAUUUCUUGUGUUCAGUGUGAAACAUUAUUAUAACUGUGACAACAAAGUUUUCAGAGCAGCUCACAGAGCAGAGAGACGCCAUGUGUUUCCAUGACAAACCAAAAGAACAAAGGGAGACCCUCUUGAUGAUUCCUUAUUGAUAUUAUCUAACUCACUGCCUUUUCAAAAUCCUUUACCUGCAGCUAUGACAUUAUGUUUGAAUGAUUGUGCUGUAUAGAGAAUACAGCAAAACAUAAUAUGCGUAUUUGAUAUUUUUCACUUUUUUUAUUGAGGUGUGUUAGGACACCAAGGUUCAGUGCUGUAUUUGUAAUUAUUGUACAAAAUAAGACACAUAAUUGUAUGUGGAAAAGUACUCUAAAUAGAGUUCUUUCAUGAAACAAUUGUUAAGUAUUGAAUAAGCAUCAAAAGCAGUACUCAGUAUGCUGAUUAUACACAGAUGACUUGAAGAUGAACUGUUUCUUGAUGCAUUUGCAAUUUGUGAAUAUUUUGGGCCUUCUUGUUAACAAGACUUUACCAUUUUCACACUUGCAUUCUCUACGUAUACUGUCUUUGUUAUAUGCAGUAGGAUAUAGUGUAUCUAAAAAGGUGUUUUUAUUUUUUUUGAGUCAGAUGUUGGCAUUUUUCAUAUUAUUUAUUUCUCAUAUCUCCGAAAUUUAAUUCAUUUAUAGACAAAAAACACCGCUGUCAAAAUAUGUAAUCUCUCUGUACAUACAGAUUUAACUAAUCACCUUAGCCAGUGUUUUAUAUGAAAAAAUAUAUAUGUAACUUUCCAGGUUUGAUUGAAAAUCAGAUUUAGAAAAGCAUUCCUUGUACUUUAUUAUUUGUUUGUUGAAACUUGAGUUUUUGAGUUGACUUCAGUUUGAAAAUGAUAAAUUCUUUAUAAUUCUUCUCA